Molecule: messenger RNA, 2415 nt
Organism: Morchella sextelata
Lineage: Eukaryota; Fungi; Ascomycota; Pezizomycetes; Pezizales; Morchellaceae
Exons: 6
Coding region: 1-2415 (804 amino acids)
Biological process (GO): DNA-templated transcription
Molecular function (GO): DNA binding; zinc ion binding
Source: RefSeq, a predicted model, not a curated record
AUGGUACAGUAUGAUCGCGAUUUCGCACCCAGUCAGGUUGUUAUGGAACAAGAAACCAACGGGGAUUUUGAGAAUUCAAGUGCGAGCGGCGAAGAAGACCUUAUGCAACAUGCCUCGGGGCAUAUCGUAAGGAAGACAAGCAGGACAACUGUCCCCGGAUAUCACAGUAGGGACGGAAACGCCGCCUUUCGAACACUUUCACCCUCUGAACAUCAUGGACCAUCGCAUAGACCAUCGAAUACGCUCGCGUAUCCGGGAAUCACAGCUGGGGAGGUUGUAGAACCACUUCAUUUUCAAGCUCCUGUUUAUCAGACACAGCCCGUGAUGAGGCAGCAAGACCAAUGGGCGGCAGAGAGCGACUAUGCAUCUGCUGCCCAUGUCAGUGGGGUAUUAGGGCAGCUAAAAAUUGACGAUAGUGGUGUGGCAAACUACAUAUCGGCCCAAGGAAGAAGACUUGCGGAGACGCCUGCAUAUGAACCAUGGACGGAAGAAAUUGAGCCGAACCCGUCGUUUAUGCCUGGACAGCAUGAAUUUGCAGUCAAGAUAAGGCCUGAAGACAUGCCUACGGACGAAGAAGCUAUGGAAAUGUUUGGCAUAUUCUUUAACCACAUACACCCAUACAUACCGAUCGUCAAUAAGGCAGCAUUUUAUCGACAAUGGAGUGCAUCGCGUGACUCAAUCUCACCUUUACUUCUUGAAACAAUCUUUGCAUGUGCUGGCAGAUUGACAACAGAUCCAGCGAAGGGGCUCAAGUGGAUAAGCAUGGCAACAAGACAUGUUGACUGUUUUUUCGAUGUACCGCGACUUAGUACGGUUCAAGCUUUGUUGCUUCUGCUCAAGGCAAGAGAAUCUGCGCCGCAAAGAGGUUAUUUCUUCCGCUCGUGGAUGAGCGUAGUCAGUAUAAUAGCGAUGGCUCGUGAUCUCGGUCUUGAUAGACACAGUGAUUUGCAUAAGCAUGGAGUAGGAUGCGGAGAGAGCCCCCUCGAUUGCAUGACGCGAACUCGUGUCUGGCAAGCAUGUUUCGUUUUCGAACUUAUGAUUUGCGCUCCGCAAGGCCGUGACAUUAUGCAGAUUAAUCCUGAAAGCAUUGAUCUGACCACACCACUUGGCUCACCCGAUUUGGAUGAGAAUGAAGUAACUAUAUAUCGCAACUUUAUAUACUUUGUAUGGCUUAUCAAGAAUAUUCGUCGGAUGAAUGAUGUGCAUGCAAAACUUAAGGCUACACCAAACUGGAGGAACGAUCCUCAAUUCUUGGAUUCCGGACCAAGCCUUGAUACCUGGGCUUAUGAGCUCCCACCGAAUCUUCAUGUGGUGGUAGUCACUGAUCUUAGUCACCCUGGUCCCCAGAUAGACUCUCACUUUACAGGAAAUCUUCAGAUUUAUUAUCAUUUAGCUCGGAUAAUGCUCCAUCGUCCUGCGUUGGCCUUCGGAAAGACUUUCUCUUUGGGUGGAGAGUGGAAGACACACAUGAUGAUAUGUACAAACGCAGCGAAAUCUAUGCUUAGAUUGGAAGAAACAGUCUUUGAGCAGUAUGGGAUGCUGGGGUUACAAUGCAUGCUCCGGGGUGUCAAUUUCACCAUAUACGCUUUGCUCACUUGUGCUAUGAUACAUCUGAUCGCGGCCACGUGCCCGGACCCAGAAUUCAACUCAGACGCGAAAGAUUAUUUCACGAGAACAAUGAGGAUCUUAGAAAACUGCAUUGAUAGUUCGGCCUCAUCUGAGGUUAAAGGUCAAAUCGAGACUUUGCGUCAAGCUUUUUCACUCGACCUAAGUCGACCUUUUGUUUUAAAUCCAAAUUUUCCUUUUUACCCAGGCGUUUCCGCAGCCGUUGAUCCAAGUAUCACUCGAGCUUACACUCAAGGGGAAAGCCCACACUCGACCCUUACAGCUGGUGGCCCAGCGAAUUAUUCGCAUCCUUUGUCUCCACCACAUUCCACAGGCGACGGCGAGUCAAAAGGAGAAUCCCCGGCAGCUGUCCAGUCAUUAGUGAUGUUAGCGGCAGGUCAAGGAACUCAGAACCCCCCCGCGAUCGUAGACAACAUGGGGUGGAAUCCUUCUAGACUAUUUGAUAAUUGGAAUACUGCGUUUGGGAUAAAUGGUUCUGUGUCAGCUAUACCUUCUGGUAUAGCCGGACAUCAUCAUGAAAGUGGGUUGGUUGAUCCGCUUGGCGGUGGGCGUCCACCUUCAUCAAGCUCCUAUGUGCCUACAACUGUAGGGGUUUCGCACUCAUUCGUGUCCCCUGGUAUGUGGCAAGAUUCUGUAGCUGCGGCCGCCGUUUUCAGCGAUUCAAACAAACGACCGUUCCCGUUUGGCGGGGAAACUGUAUGGAACACUCCAGGACCGUCGCAAGACAGACCUGAGACUGUACCACCAUCGACAGCCCUGCGGUCAGAGGCCGGCCGAAGAAGUCGUUAA